AUGUCUGGAGAGAACGAGAACGGCAGCCCCGCCGCUGACCAGCCGCCCACGGCCCCCGCCGCCUCGGAGCACCUGAACAUCAAGGUUACAGAUAACAACAACGAGAUCUUUUUCAAGAUCAAGAGGAGCACCAAGCUGGAGAAGCUGAUGGGCGCGUUCUGCGAGCGGCAGGGCAAGUCGAUGCAGUCGGUCCGCUUCCUCUUCGACGGCCAGCGCGUUCAGCCAACCGACACACCUGACACCCUCGAGAUGCAGGAUGGCGACACCCUAGAGGUCCAUCAGGAACAGGUCGGAGGCUUCGCCAGCCUUUAG
Messenger RNA from Thyridium curvatum, 312 nucleotides. RefSeq lists its product as uncharacterized. Gene Ontology annotation, biological process: protein sumoylation. Lineage: Eukaryota; Fungi; Ascomycota; Sordariomycetes; Thyridiales; Thyridiaceae. The transcript has 2 exons. Gene Ontology annotation, molecular function: protein tag activity; ubiquitin-like protein ligase binding. Gene Ontology annotation, cellular component: septin ring; nucleus. Bases 1 to 312 code for a protein of 103 amino acids. The record is from RefSeq and is a predicted model, not a curated record.